This is a messenger RNA of Lates calcarifer (barramundi perch), 4653 nucleotides long. Its product is annotated as glypican-6. The transcript has 9 exons. The record is from RefSeq and is a predicted model, not a curated record. Gene Ontology annotation, cellular component: synapse; cell surface; plasma membrane. Lineage: Eukaryota; Metazoa; Chordata; Actinopteri; Centropomidae. Gene Ontology annotation, biological process: regulation of signal transduction; regulation of protein localization to membrane; cell migration. Bases 401 to 2062 code for a protein of 553 amino acids.
AUUCCGCUUUGCCUUGCCGGUGCAUCUGAUCUGAGCACAUAGCGCUUCCCCUCCACACAGCAGUUCCACUUCAACACGGCGACUGGGGGCUCCGUCUGCUCAGCGAAGUUGAGUCAACACGCCGGGAAACGCGCUGCCUGGAUUCAUGAGGCACCUCCAUACUCGCAGUCCUCUUUCCUGCGGCGCCGGGGGACUUUCAACCGUUCACGGUUGCAACAGAGCCCCGUUUAGCGUUGGAAAAUAUGUUGGUAGACGCUAACACUACUUAAGUUGCAACCAUUAAACGCCCACUCUCCCUACCUGCGGAUCGACUGCAGGGGAGUUGUUUUUUUUUUUUUAAACCAGCGAGCGGGACACUGCAGAGAACCUUAAACAAUAAGGAUACUCACAGGAGUGAACAAUGCUCAGACUGGAGACCAUCAUUUGCACUUUUUCUGUGCUGUCAUUUGCAGCAAGAGCAGAUUUUAAAGCACGGAACUGCAGCGACGUGAGGGAGGCUUGUAUCGGGAAAGGCUUCAGCUUCGCACAUGUUCCUCUUCAGGAGAUCCCAGGUGACCAUCUUCGUGUAUGUCCUCAGGGAAACACAUGCUGCACCCAGGAAAUGGAGGACAGAUUUGGCCAACAGAGCAAACAGGACUUCGAGAAUCUGCUUGAUGAAAUGAGUCAUGUUUUGAGAAGCACCUUUGUUUCCAGACAUAAGAGAUUUGAUGAGUUCUUCCUGGAGCUGCUGGAGAACACAGAGAGGUCCCUGAAUGAGAUGUUUGUGAGGACUUACGGCAAGCCUUACAUGCAGAACUCGGAGGUCUUUGAGAACCUGUUUGCUGAGCUGAAGCGCUAUUACACAGGGGGGAAUGUUAACCUGGAGGAAAUGCUUAAUGACUUUUGGUCGCGGCUACUGGAGCGUAUGUUCACACUGCUCAACUCCCAGUAUGUUAUCACUGAGGACUAUCUGGAGUGUAUCAGCAAGUACACCGACCAGCUCAAGCCCUUUGGAGACGUGCCCAGGAAGCUCAAGGCUCAGGUUACCCGGGCAUUCAUCGCUGCACGCACAUUUGUCCAAGGGCUCUCUGUUGGCCGGGAGGUGGCCCAGAGAGUGUCUAAGGUAAGCAGCACUCCAGCAUGUAUGCGAGCGCUGACAAAGAUGCUGUACUGCCCUUUUUGUCAGGGCAUGCCAGCAGUGAAACCCUGUAAGAACUACUGCCUGAAUGUCAUGAAGGGCUGCCUGGCUAAUCAAGCUGACCUGGAUCCAGAGUGGAACCAGUAUAUUGAUGCCAUGCUGCUGGUGGCGCAGAGGUUGGAGGGACCUUUCAACAUUGAAUCUGUCAUGGAGCCUAUUGAUGUCAAGAUUUCAGAGGCCAUCAUGAAUAUGCAAGAUAACAGUGCCCAGGUCUCCUACAGGGUUUUUCAAGGCUGUGGGCAGCCAAAACCCGCAGGAAUGACUAGGUCUACUCGUGGUGUUUCGGAUGUGUUCAACGCCCGCUUCAGGCCAUACAGCCCAGAGGAGCGGCCUACCACUGCGGCUGGCACAAGCCUAGACAGACUGGUGGUUGACAUAAAAGAGAAACUGAAACUGUCCAAGAAAUUCUGGUCCAACCUGCCUGAGGUGAUGUGCGUGGAGGACAGAGUGACUGCUGGAAAUACCAGUGAUGAGGAGUGCUGGAAUGGACACACCAAGGGCAGGUACUUCCCUGAGGUCCAAAAGGAUGGACUGACAAACCAGGUGAAUAACCCUGAGGUGAGCGUGGACAUCACCCGCCCAGACACCUUCAUCCGCCAGCAGAUCAUGGCUCUGAGGGUGAUGACUAACAAGCUGAAAAAUGCCUACAAUGGCAAUGAUAUCUACUUUCAAGAUUCAAGCGAUGAAGGCAGUGGCUCAGGUAGUGGCAGCGGCUGCACAGAGGUCUGCCCCACAGACAUGGACGGUGCUGCCACCGAAGCCCCGGUGGUGAGAGCCGACCGAAGCGGGCCUGUGGGUGGCUCUGCCCUGCUCCAUGCACCCUCUGUAGCCCUGCCAACCAUGCUGGCCCUCUCAGCCCUGGCACUCCACCGACAAUGGAGAUAAUGCUGGAGGAAUGGGCCAAACAUGGACAGCAGGGGUUGUAAUUUUUUUUUUUUUUUUCGCAGUUUUUGUAUUCAGGCAGAUUGGAGCUACAGUCAAGCAGACAGUAUUCAGGCUGACAGCCUUGAGGCUAGAGGAGUCUGCUCUGAAAAAGAGAGCAGUCAUGCAUCAUGAUUUCCCACUUUCCCAAAGAUCGUGCAGUGCCAUCUUUAGACUUGAUAUUUUAUGGCAUCACUUCACCAUCUAACACUGAUGCCGACCCAACUCAAAAACUCUGCUUCAGAGAUUGAAAAACAGUAUUUCUUGCACAUAUGGCAGGUAUUAAUGUAGGUCUCCAUGUGGAAAAAUAUAACACGCACUUUGAUUGUUUUGAUUUUUUUAAUUGCAAAAAUUGUUUAUGUGUUGAAAAAUUUUGAGAGUGUGGCUAUUUGAUGUACCUAAAAGAGGCACAAUAAGUUUCAUAUAUGUUUAAUAUUAUAUUUUAAAAUAAAUACAAAGGAUAAUGAUCUCAAUGGCAUAAAAUUCAGGAACAUGUUUCCACCCUAAAAUUUUAAUUGAAUCGUUGUUCCAUUUUCAUUAACUCAUGUGCCACGUACCGAUUUGUGAGAGAAGUGAUUGAAUAUUCAUUGAAACUGUCAUGUUUUCAUGUUUGUUUUUAGAUCAGAUGAAGCCACCAAAUCAUGUUGCUUCAUCUUAUGUUUCACAAUAAUUUUAACCAUGGCAUUUGGCAAGAUUUUAUCAUGGGUCGGUCAUGGAUCUGCUCUGCUCUUAGCUAUCCAUGAAACUGUUCAACAGCCGCCUUAUGCUACAACUCACAUUAUGUUAAAAGGGAUAAGAUUGACAUUUUUAUGUACGCAUUUGCCUUGCAACAAAUGUAUUAUCUGCACAAUAAUCUCAUAUCAUGCUGGUUUCUCAGGCUUGGCUUCAGGAGUAGACAGCCUGGACAGAAUUAUCAUGGAGCAUUUAUUGUAAUAUGGAGACAGUGCCACCAAUGUACAGUAGUGCCAUCAUUGUGAUGCUGGUUCUGUAGUGUGGUGGUGUGCAUGUCCCUGCUUAAAAUCAAUUAAUUCAUGUCAAAGUGGGCUAAACAAAUUAUCACUCAUAUAUAAUGAUUAAUUGAUAACAUGUUUCUGUUUUUUCUUUAUUUUUUUAUCAGUAGGGAUUUAUGUUUCCAUUAAGUGACUGGUUACACAGUGUUUUCACCUAACCACUGUUAAGCAUCAGGGACUUGCGUACACAGCUGCAAAAAAGGAGAUACGCAAAUCAGCUUUCUUAUUUAUUUAAAUGGUUCUAGUCACAUCGUAAAGCCUUAUCAUGACUUUGUCCCGCACACUUUGUGUGAGUGGACAUGCACACAAAAGCACACCAGUUCGAUACAGAAUCAUCAUCACUGAAGGGGUCUUGUGCAGUUGUAAUCUCAAUAUUAAUUCACAGUCAUUUGGACCUAUAAAAGUUUUUUGCUGCAACUUUAGAGCACUCUACAAGUAUUUCCACAGAGAUGCUUGAUAAAUACUGGAAUUGCACAGAGAGCAACAAAAAAGAUGUGCUAGCUACUUUUGCAUGUGUGAUUUAAUAGCCAUUCAGUAGCUGCUUAUUCAGUAGCUGCUAUAACAAUUUAGAUAAAAUAGUCAUUUCAAUGUGCAUUUGUAGCAACAAAACUAAAGUACUGUCAGACAGUAUUAAAAAGUUAAGUUGUAAAUCGGUAGGGUAAAUCACAAAGUUUUCUAAAACAAUUAUUACCUCAGUUAUGUAAAAGGUGGGGGAAUUAUUAAGAGAAGUAGUAGCAAACAGCAUACAGUGGGCACUGGAAAUGCAAAGAAAGGGUCCCUAAAUUUAUCUACAAAGCUUGAAUGGUUAUGUCUGCAGCACAGACAGGCUUGAAGCUGACCACAGUCACCUGUGAAAUGAGAAUCUGUGGAGACUGGACAGGGCUGAAUGCUUCAGUGAAGCUCCUCAGUAGAGCGUACUUACAGAGAAUGUGAGAGGCCUGGCACUGUUGAGGGGGGCGGACAAAACCAGCCUGUAUGUACAUCCACUGUUCUCUGAGAGCCCGUCAGCUCCAUAACCACCAGGCCAGCUAAGCUUACAUAUCCACAGAAUUAGCCUGUGUUAUACCCUUCACAGUAUAUCAGUGAAUAUUUGUUGAGCUUUUCUUUGUUGCAUUUAAGUCAGCAUUUGCAUCCACAUUGCAAGAAAAAAAAUAUGAAGAAAAUCUGUCAGAUGUGUCAUUUAAAAUGAUUCUUUAUUAUGAAUAUUGACCUUACAGGAUGCCCUUUUUAUGUUUUGUAUCAUUGAACUUUUAAUGGUAAUAUUUUUGCUAUAAAAUAUUGAAAAUGGUUGUCUGGUCAGCCAAAUUAUCUGAAAAAUAGAAUUAGCAGGAAAGGCUAUUAGUCAGCAUUUUUUACAAUCAAUGCAUUGCUGUAUGAAUUCAAAUCCUAAUGAGGUGGAGUUUGUUUGGAGUUUGAGUAUAAUUUCAAACUAAGAGGGGAAGAAGAACUAGAUGAGCAAAUAUGCCUUACUGUUUUUCAGUGCAAUUAAGAUGAUUGCAUUUGUGUUUUGUUACUGUUCUUGAGAAUAAAUAUUUAUUAAAAACA